Molecule: messenger RNA, 879 nt
Organism: Haliotis rubra (blacklip abalone)
Lineage: Eukaryota; Metazoa; Mollusca; Gastropoda; Lepetellida; Haliotidae
Exons: 3
Source: RefSeq, a predicted model, not a curated record
AACAUGAAGAGGAUACUGGUUUAUCUUACUUUGAAUCUGACAGUAGUCAUCGUGAACAGUGACACGACGGUGACGAUCCACCCUCAGUGGUUGGCACAGGGAGGUAGUGCUCGCUAUGACAGCAAUAGGUGGAACAAGCACAAUGGUCUGGAUCAGGAAUCCCUCAUCCCCAAAUGUCGAAACCUUCGGACUGACGGCGGGCGCUGGAAUAACAAUGGCCUUUCGUAUCAGCUUUUUGCAGAUUGGCCUGAGGACCCAAACCGUAGUGGCUACCCAGAUCCCAGCUACCUGAAGAAUGCCACCAAGCAGAAGGAACUGUUUUCCUUAUACCUUGAUAAUAUAAACAGUGGCUAUGAGAACGACAUGAUCAUGAUGUCAGAGGGUCUAAAUAUGUUCCCGAGGUGGUUGAACCAGUCCGAACACUCAGGUCAGUUCCCAAACAACGUCGAUGCUGCUGCAGAGUUCAUGGUCUUGAUGGUGCAAGGAAUUUACGACUUCACCAAAGGACGAAUCCCACCCUACAUUGAACCCAUGAAUGAACCGGACGGCAAAUAUAACAUUUUGAAUUUCACAACUGUUGCCCAGUUCCACAAAUUAGUUGCAGAGAAGCUCCAUUCAAGAUUUAACAUUAAAGUGGCCGGCCCUACACUGGAUGGAGAAACUGGAUCUGCGGAUAGAGACAAUUUUACAUACUGGAAAAAAGUAGCAGAUUUCAUGGACGUCACUCUGGAUUAUUUAGACGUAUUUUCCUUUCAUUCAUACAACUCUCUUAUUGUUUCUGGAAAAUCUCACAACCUUACAGGUAUGAAUGAAGCAAGAUUGGUAGCAUUUGUCGACCUUGUUGAAAACAGGAAAGAGUAUUCCCCUUGUCAUCAGUGA